Molecule: messenger RNA, 1284 nt
Organism: Anopheles bellator
Lineage: Eukaryota; Metazoa; Arthropoda; Insecta; Diptera; Culicidae
Product: fork head domain-containing protein FD4-like
Exons: 1
Coding region: 1-1284 (427 amino acids)
Biological process (GO): cell differentiation; anatomical structure morphogenesis; regulation of transcription by RNA polymerase II
Molecular function (GO): RNA polymerase II cis-regulatory region sequence-specific DNA binding; DNA-binding transcription factor activity, RNA polymerase II-specific
Source: RefSeq, a predicted model, not a curated record
AUGCCACGACCCUCGCGGGACACUUACGGCGACCAGAAACCCCCGUACUCGUACAUUUCGCUCACGGCGAUGGCGAUCUGGUCCUCGCCGGACAAGAUGCUGCCACUGAGCGACAUCUACAAGUUCAUCACCGAUCGGUUCCCGUACUACCGCAAAAACACGCAGCGCUGGCAGAACUCGUUACGGCACAACCUUAGCUUCAACGACUGCUUCAUCAAGGUCCCUCGGCGACCGGAUCGGCCCGGGAAGGGUGCGUACUGGGCGCUGCACCCCCAGGCGUUCGAUAUGUUCGAAAACGGCAGCCUGCUGCGGCGCCGGAAGCGCUUCAAGCUGCACAAAACCGACAAGGACAUCCUGAACGAGGAGCUGGCCGCGCUGGCCAACAUCAAUCGCAUCUUUCUCGCCCAGAACUCGGCCGACGCCGGGUACUGUCCGGGGACGGCGGUGGCCACGGCCACCACCAUCCUCCCCGGCGAGCCUGGCGUUACGUUGCAUCCCGCGAGUAUGUUGCAUUCCCCGAAGUGCGACUCGCCGCUUCCGGCGCCUGGUCCGAUGUCCCCCACGGCGGCCAUUGCAGAAACGACGGCCACCAGGAAGCCGCUGCGCCCGAAGCGCUCGUUUACCAUCGAGAGCCUAAUCACGCCGGAACAGGACGAAAACGACGAGGAGGAGAUUGAGGUCCGCAUCGAACGGGAGGGAAGCCGAUCGCCACCCACCGCCAGUCCCUUCUCGCCACACCGGAGACCGAAGGGACCGAGUGUGGCCAACGAUCGCUUGCAGUUGCUUGACCCGGACCGGCUGCCAUCCUCGCUGCUGUCGCUGGCCAGCCAGCAUCAUCCGGCAUCGCACCUGCACCCUGUCCACCACCACCACCACCCGGCCUUCCACCAGCACGCGGGACCGGCUACGCUGCCACCGGUCACCUCCCUGCCGGGCGCCAACAUUCCGCCGUUCCUGCAGUACGCCCACCCGGCGCUGGCCGGGUACGAGCUGCCCUUCCACCCGCUCCUCAUGAUGGGCCCCCUGGGAGCGAUUCCUCCGCACUACUUUCACCACACCUCCUACCACAGUCUGGCGGCCGCGCAUCAUCACCAUCAUCUCCAGCAGCAGCAGCAGCAACAUCAUCAUCCGUUGCACCACGGAGAGGCGGGCGGCGGCGGCGGCGGGGAGUCCGGUUCUGGCGGCCGGUCACCCACCGGAUCGACCACCGGCCCUGACAGCCCGCGAUCCGGGGGCCCUACCGAUCUCAGUCGGCCCCUGGGACCGGCUCUACGCAGCGUUUGA